UCGGCGGCAUUCCGGUACUAUAUCGCUGCUCUUGUCUGUCUGGCGGUGUUGCUGUGCAACUUUCUUGCGGCUGGACCAACCGUCGCAAUCGAGCAGACAACCGUCGAUUUCCUUGGGCCAAUGGGCUCAGAUGCUAGUGCUCACAUUGCGCGGGUGUCCUUUUUCUACAGCACCACUUCCCUCAUGCAGGGAGUGGGUAUGCUGUUCUGGAUGCCUUUGAUCAUCAAGUUCGGUCGCCGGCCCAUAUAUGCCAUCUCGUUUGUUCUUUACGUGGGAACGGGCUUAUGGUGUGGGUUUGCCAAAACCUACUCUGUGGAAUUGGCAGGCAGGAUCAUUAUGGGUCUGGCUGCAGGUGCAGGGGAAUGCCUGGGGCCAUUGACAAUCACGGAUAUCUUCUUUCUCCAUGAGAGAGGUGCAGCCAUGUCACUCUACACGGCGGCUUUGUCGGUUGGAGUGGCCGCCGGCAUCAUAAUCGACGGGCUCAUCACCAUCUCGCUCCACUGGAGGUACAUCUACUACGUGGCUACUGCAUUGAUCGGCGGCGUCACUCUGCUCGUCAUUUUUACGUUCCCGGAAACCACAUUUGACCGUAACAGUGCUCUGGAGAGGGAGGCCGCAUCGAAUGUCCCUGUAUGUGCGCGGACAGCGUCAAAGUCAGCUGUAACAUCUGAACAUCACGAAAAUGCUGAGUCCCAGAUAUUACAGAUCGGAAAAAAGCCUUCAUAUCUCAGCUCCCUCCGUCUAUUCAACGGCAUCCAUACCUCUGAGCCGCUGCUCCGCAUUUUCCUCAGACCAAUCGUGCUGAUCAUUCUUCCACCCGUACUAUGGACAUCACUGGUCUUCGCCGUAACGAUCGGGUUUCUCGUGGCCAUAACAUCCAAUUUCGCCACCGCCUUCUCGACAACCUAUAACUUCGCCCCAUAUCAGUCCGGCCUGUGCUUUAUUGCAGGCUUAAUCGGAUCCUUAAUCGGCAUCGCCUUCGGCGGCCAGGUGUCAGACUGGGUGGCGGAUUGGUUCACCCGACGCAACAACGGCAUCCGGCAACCCGAGAUGCGUCUCCCCUCCAUUGCUAUCGGGGGCGUAUGCGCCCCCACGGCCCUAGUACUCUACGGCGUCGGGAUAAACAACAACCUGCACUGGAUAGCCCCAACCGUAGCUCUAGGACUACUAAACUUCGCCAUCGUGCAAGCCACCAACGUCGCAAUGGUCUACGUGAUCGACAGCUAUCGACCGUCCGUGGGCGAGAUAACGGUCUCCAUCCUAGCAUUCAAAGCGGCAUUCGGAUUCCUCUUGUCGUUCUAUACAAACCCCUGGAUCAAUUUGGAAGGAUAUAGCCAGGCGUUUGGAGAAAUGGCCUGUAUCGCUGGCGUUGUUAUCUUGAUCGCCGUGCCGUUUUAUUACUGGGGUAGAGCUGUCCGCCAUCGAACCUGGAAAUGGCGUAUCAUGCAGAAAUACGGCAGAUGGGGGGCUGAUCGUGACGUAGGCGAGUAG
This is a messenger RNA of Aspergillus nomiae NRRL 13137, 1491 nucleotides long. RefSeq names its product putative MFS transporter. The record is from RefSeq and is a predicted model, not a curated record. The annotation marks the transcript as partial. Gene Ontology annotation, molecular function: transmembrane transporter activity. Gene Ontology annotation, biological process: transmembrane transport. The transcript is spliced from 2 exons. Lineage: Eukaryota; Fungi; Ascomycota; Eurotiomycetes; Eurotiales; Aspergillaceae.